UCUCUCAUUUCAAAUCUUCCCAUCUCUCUCUCUCUCUCUCUCUCUCUCUCUCUCUAUUAAUAACCAAAGAUUUAUCUUUUGAAAAUGUCUUCUUGGAGAACGUACCUCUCUUUCUGUCUUAUCUACUACUAGAGCAGAGGAGUAGUAAUUCCGUCCCUACAAUUCAAAUUUCUUGCUUCUCCUCUUGUUUUCUCCAAUUCUGCAACUUCUCUUUCUCUGUUGUAUUGGGUCACCAAUCAUGGGUGGCUGUUUAAGCAGGAAAAGGGAGCCUUCUUCUUUGAAUGCUUCAUCUACGGACGCAGUAGUUCCAGACAAAUCGUUCUCUCUCAAAGAGGAACCUGACGUGAAUAUCAAGGAGAAGCUAAGCGGGGAAGGGAAGGUGAUGAAACAACUAGAAGAAGGUUUGACGAAGAAGGAGAUUUUUGUGAUAAAACACAGGAAGAGCCACGAUAGAGAGAAACCCUCUACUCGAGAAAACAGGGUUGUUUCUGCUCUUCCCAAUGUUACUCACAUUAAUCCAAGCUCAGGUGUUCUUGAAAUGGGCAAUGAUGUUAGUCAUAUGGUGGUGAGGACAUCAAGCUGCGCAAAAGAGGAGGUGGAUGCUAUUCUCAUACAAUGUGGAAGACUUAGCCGGAGCAAUUCAUUUGGAGCAGGAAAGACUGCUUCUUCCGGCAGGAAGUACUCCGGGCACAAGAGGAGUUAUGACUUGGAUCACAAUGACCUGGACCAAGAUGUUGAGAUUGCUACUGCUGCUACUUAUGAUGCCAGAAAGAUCAAUGAUGAUGAAGAUGAUGAAUUGGCUGCAGAGAGAAGGCAGCAUCGCCAACGCCAACGCAGGCCUUCUCCUUCUUCACAAGGAAGGAGGAGGACACCCAGCAGGGAAAGAGAGCAGCGUUCUGGCAGCAGAGAGAGAGACAAUGGCAGCAGUAGUAGUGGAAGAAGAGUGAGUCGAUCACCGGGUAGAAGAUCAGAAACUACCCCAACUGCGCAUUCUAAUUGUGCUAGCAAUGUUAAUAAUACUACUAGUAGGCCUGGAAAGAUGGUCUCGGUUCCUGCUACUGUUUCUUCCUUGACAAUGGAUAAAGGAACCAAUGGCGUUGAAUCUCAGACAGAAACUGCCUUUAAACGGAUCUCUGUGAAGAGAAAUGUUGGAGACGCAGCUAUGCCAAGUUCAAGAGGUGCUGCAUCUCCCCGUUCUCAGUCGCCGGCGAGAACAAGCGCUAAAGGUUCUAAUGAAAAUAAUCACCAGCAGCCAUCACUUAGUCGCAGCUCUUCGAGGAAAGCAGAACAAUCGCCUUAUAGAAGAAACCCAUUGAGUGAAAUAGAUCCCAAUUCCCUCGUAUAUGCGCAAGCAACUGGAAACAACAAAACUGCCUGUAUCAACAACAACAAUAGCAGCAGCAGAGUACAAAUCAGAAACAAAGAAAUUGAAGGACAAGCAGUGUCUAAGGAAUCUAUCAGUGUCCUAAAUCAGGCCCAAAUGCAGAAGCCAAAUGCUGAGACCAACAACAGACCAGUUGCUCAAGGGACUAAUUGUAGAGGAAACAGCAACAUUGUGAAAGAAGCACCAGUAAUUAUGGAAGAGGCUGAAGUACAGCUACCGAAUAGCACGCUGGCAGCUUCAGGAGCUGACUUGAAGCCUCAAACACUAACAAGAACCAGGUCAGCCAGGAGAUCUCGAGACCUAGACUUCAAUCCUGAAACUUUGUUGAAUCCCAACCCAUCAUAUACUGCGCUAUUGCUUGAAGACAUACAGAAUUUUCACCAAAAGAACGCCACCACCACCGCCCCUUCAUUCUCAGUCCCACCAUGUGUCGUCAAGGCCCGCUCCAUUGUUGAAGCAGUUGCUGAUCUCAACUCCACUACAAGCUCCAACCUUUCAUGUGCAUUUGUUGAGGAUAGAAGAAGUCCUACCACCAUGGGUGCUAAUAUUGUUGGGAAGAAAUUAACAGAGGCCAAAGACCCUUUUGUAGAAUCAGAGAUCUUAGCGAGUGACGAUCUAAUGGAGCCAAGCUUUCACAAGUAUGUGACAAUGAGGAGGGGGGUCACAUCGUGUGGAGAAGAUAUGGAUGAGCAAGAAUCAUCCGGCAGCAACAGCUUUGUUGGUGGUAGCCAACAAUACUGGGGAUAUUCUACCUCUUCAUGGGAACCCGAUUCAGCAGAUUCAACCGAUCGCUGGACUUCAAGAUCUAACACCAGAGAGGAGGACGAAAAGAACCCGUCAGGAUUUCAAAAGCAUGCAGUAUUGGAAUCAGGCCGUAAUAUGGAAGAGGCUAUGAGGGGAUUCAGUGGGCAGAUGACGGGAAUCGGGCGUGGGAGAGCUGCCGCUUCCGGUAAAAUUCUUCACUCAAAUUUGAUUGUUGCAGCCACUGCUUCAACAUAAGGUUAAAUGAAUCACUCAUCUAGUUGGGGUUUUAACCACUGAAUCUGUGGUUUCCAAGUUGUACACAGUUAGUUAUUUGUUUGGCGGUUGAAAGCUUGCACCCAUUCUUCUCAUGUUUAUUUUGAAGCCAUCCUCAUCUAUUCAAAGGAGAUUGUCUUUUUCUUUCCACAAA
Molecule: messenger RNA, 2555 nt
Organism: Manihot esculenta (cassava)
Lineage: Eukaryota; Viridiplantae; Streptophyta; Magnoliopsida; Malpighiales; Euphorbiaceae
Exons: 2
Coding region: 239-2383 (714 amino acids)
Source: RefSeq, a predicted model, not a curated record